ACACAAAUUCCAUGUGAAUAGGUUACUUUUUGUUUUGUUUUUAGUAAUUAGGGCAAUCUAGGCUUGGUUGGGUUGCUGUGUAAAUUGUGGAAAAGAUUAAAGAACAGAAAUUUGAAGCUUGAUCAUGUUAUUGUUGAGACCCUUUUGAAUUUUAAAAGUCAAAAACUUUGUUGGGUAAUUUUAAGGAGUGAUACAAAUUUGGCUGGUUUGUUUUGCAGUGCUGAAAAAUGGGUACCAAAAUUAGGGUUUGUUUGGUGACUCUGUUUCAGUUUCUGCUACUGACCCAUGUGGUGCUUUCCACAUCCAAUGAUGGGUUGGUCAGAAUUGGACUUAAAAAGGUGAAAUUGGAUCAGACAUCUCAAAUUCAUAGGGAUACUAAUGCUCAGAAUGCACAAGGAAGUGUUAGAGCUCCUUUGAAGGAGUAUCGUCUCCGUGGGGAUUAUUCUGGGGACACUGAUAUUGUUGAACUGAAGAACUAUAUGGAUGCUCAGUAUUUUGGGGAGAUUGGUAUCGGCACACCUGUCCAGAAGUUUACUGUUAUAUUUGAUACCGGAAGUUCUAACCUUUGGGUGCCCUCGGCAAAGUGUUACUUCUCGGUUGCUUGCUUUUUUCACUCCAAGUAUAAGUCUAGUCAAUCAAGUUCACACACAAAGAAUGGAACAUCUGCGGCAAUACAGUAUGGAACUGGCGCAAUUGCAGGUUUUUUCAGCCAGGACCAUGUCACAGUUGGGAAUCUUGUUGUUAAGGAUCAAGAUUUUAUUGAGGCAACCAAGGAGCCUGGCAUCACAUUUGUGGCAGCUAAGUUUGAUGGCAUACUUGGACUUGGAUACCAAGAGAUCUCAGUUGGAGGUGCUGUUCCCGUCUGGUAUAAUAUGGUCAGUCAAGGUCUUGUUAAAGAACCAGUAUUUUCAUUCUGGUUAAAUCGCAACACUGAAGGGGAAGAAGGGGGUGAGAUUGUAUUUGGUGGGAUGGAUUCUAACCACUAUGUGGGUGAGCAUACAUAUGUCCCAGUGACUCAAAAAGGCUAUUGGCAGUUUGAUAUGGGGGAUGUGCUAAUUGGUGGUGAAUCAUCUGGACUUUGCGCUAGUGGUUGUUCAGCAAUUGCUGAUUCAGGAACUUCCUUAUUGGCUGGGCCAACGACCAUUAUCACUCAAAUAAAUCAUGCAAUUGGAGCAUCUGGUAUUGUAAGCCAAGAAUGUAAGGCAAUUGUUGACCAGUAUGGGAAAAUUAUACUGGAAAUGUUGCUGGCUCAGGUUAAACCCCAAAGAAUCUGCUCUCAAAUUGGUUUAUGUACUUUUGACGGGACUCGUGGUGUGAGUAUGGGCAUCGAAACUGUGGUCGAUCAGAAUACAGAAACUAAAUCUGAUGGCGUGCAUGAUGCUGCAUGUACUGCUUGUGAGAUGGCAGUAGUAUGGAUACAGAAUCAGCUAAGGCUAAAUCUUAAUCAGACAGAGGAGCAGAUCUUGAACUAUGCAAAUGAGCUCUGUGAACGACUGCCCAGUCCAAAUGGUGAAUCAGCUGUUCAAUGUAACACUCUAUCCUCCUUGCCCACUAUAUCAUUUACCAUUGGUGGUAAAGUAUUUGACCUUGCUCCAGAGCAGUAUGUUCUCAAAAUGGGUGAGGGAGCUGCAGCACAAUGCCUUAGUGGAUUUAUAGCUCUAGAUGUGGCUCCACCUCGAGGACCACUGUGGAUUCUGGGAGAUAUUUUCAUGGGUCAGUAUCACACAGUGUUCGACUACGGGAACGCUAAUGUUGGAUUUGCAGUAGCAGCUUAGUUCUAUAUCUAUCCUCUGUUUGCCUACCCUAUGUAAAAAACCUGACAUUACCAGAAAAAAAAAGCUUGAUACAAUGGAACUCAGUUAGUGUGAUGAGCCGACGGCAUGAGCCUUGUUAUCUGUAAAUAAAUCAAUCAUGAUUGUUAGCAUCU
Molecule: messenger RNA, 1927 nt
Organism: Fragaria vesca subsp. vesca
Lineage: Eukaryota; Viridiplantae; Streptophyta; Magnoliopsida; Rosales; Rosaceae
Product: aspartic proteinase A1-like
Exons: 13
Coding region: 228-1775 (515 amino acids)
Biological process (GO): proteolysis; lipid metabolic process
Molecular function (GO): aspartic-type endopeptidase activity
Source: RefSeq, a predicted model, not a curated record